Messenger RNA from Nyctereutes procyonoides (raccoon dog), 1302 nucleotides. RefSeq names its product claudin 3 (gene CLDN3). The record is from RefSeq and is a predicted model, not a curated record. Gene Ontology annotation, molecular function: structural molecule activity. The transcript has a single exon. Gene Ontology annotation, cellular component: plasma membrane; bicellular tight junction. Bases 257 to 913 code for a protein of 218 amino acids. Gene Ontology annotation, biological process: cell adhesion; bicellular tight junction assembly. NCBI's taxonomy places the organism in Eukaryota, Metazoa, Chordata, Mammalia, Carnivora, Canidae.
AACUCCGGCCCCAGCCCAGGGCCAGCCCAGUCGCCGCCGCCCGCCCACAAGGCUCAGGCAGGUGCAGGCGCUGCCCAGGCGCCAGCGGGCAGAACGGAGCCGUUAGCGCGCGCCGUCGGUGCCUCCGUCCCUCCGUCCGUCCGUCGAGGCAUCGGUCCGCCGGCGCGCGGCAGCUCCCGCCCAGGCCCAGCGGCCACGGCCCCUCGUCGCCCCGCACCCUGAGCCGCCGGGCGGAGCCGGCUUUGGCGCGGCAGCCAUGUCCAUGGGCCUGGAGAUCGCGGGCACGUCGCUGGCCGUGCUGGGCUGGCUGAGCACCAUCGUGUGCUGCGCGCUGCCCAUGUGGCGCGUGACGGCCUUCAUCGGCAGCAGCAUCAUCACGGCGCAGAUCACCUGGGAGGGCCUGUGGAUGAACUGCGUGGUGCAGAGCACCGGCCAGAUGCAGUGCAAGGUGUACGACUCGCUGCUGGCGCUGCCGCAGGACCUGCAGGCGGCCCGCGCCCUCAUCGUCGUGUCCAUCCUGCUGGCCGCCUUCGGGCUCCUCGUGGCACUCGUGGGCGCCCAGUGCACCAACUGCGUGCAGGACGACACGGCCAAGGCCAAGAUCACCAUCGUGGCGGGAGUGCUCUUCCUGCUGGCCGCCUUGCUCACCCUGGUGCCGGUGUCCUGGUCGGCCAACACCAUCAUCCGGGACUUCUACAACCCGCUGGUGCCGGACGCGCAGAAGCGGGAGAUGGGCACGGGCCUGUACGUGGGCUGGGCGGCCGCGGCUCUGCAGCUGCUGGGCGGCGCGCUGCUCUGCUGCUCCUGCCCGCCGCGCGACAAGAAGUACGCGCCCACCAAGAUCGUCUACUCCGCGCCGCGCUCCGCCGGCCCCGGCACCAGCACAGCCUACGACCGCAAGGACUACGUGUGAGGGGCAGCCGCGGGGAGCCCCCAGCACCCGUCGAGCUACAGCGCCCCUGCCCGGCGUGCAGCCUCUCCUCGGAGACCAACCCACUCCAGACGCCCGGAGCUCUCCCACUGGACUGGGAGGGGCCAGCCCGGCGGCCCCUUCCCCAGCGGCAAGCAACCUCCCCCCCCCACCCCCGGCCCGGGGCCAGGAGUGGGACCAGGGCGCGGGGGGUGGGAGGACCAGCCCGCACGGACAGUGAAACCUUGCUCCUCUGGAGCGCGAGGCUGGGGUGGCCGCCGCUGCUCGCCAACCCCGUCGGUGGUCGCGGCCCCAAAGCCCGCGUUGGGCAGGGACCGGCAGUCUUGAAAAGGGCCAGUUGAUAUUUUUCAAUAAAAGCCUUUCGUUUUGCA